GUUGAUUGUUACAAACAGGGUGCAACGAUAAGAUGCGACGUGAUACCGCUACCGAGGGUGCGGGUCAUUAUGUGCGGAGAUGUGCUGCCUUCAAAAGGUUCAGAAUCCGCCCCGCUUGAGUGUACUCCACUAGUGGCUUCCACCGGCUAAGCACAUAUUGCAAAAUGAAUGCGACAGAGAAAAAAUCAGAUGAGUUCGUUGGGGAGAAGAUGCUGACAGAAGAUGGUCGAAAAAUAGUCGAUGAAGGCGAAGUGAUGGGGGUGAAUGCCAACAUUGCGACGAUAAUGGCAAAGCACAAACCAAAUCCAUGGGGAAAGGGACAUCUGAAAUUAUAUCUCUUAGCAUGUGUCUGCUUUCUCAACUCUACUAUGAGUGGAUAUGACGGGUCUUUGAUGGGUAGCAUAAAUGUCCUCCCCAACUAUACCUCCUAUUUUGGACUCCCCAACAAGGGCACACCAUCAACCGGAAUAGUAUUCUCUAUUUUCCAGAUUGGGCAGAUGUGCGCUGCACUGUUCGUCUGGAUCGCGGAUUGGCGGGGUCGCAAGCAACUGAUAUUCAUCGGGACCAUUGGAGUCAUUGUUGGCACCAUCGUAACGUCCACUGCUACAACAUUACCUACAUUCAUUGGUGGUAGAUUUUUGCUCAGUUUCUUUGCUACUCUGGCAUGCUCAGCGAGUCCACUGUACUUGGUCGAGGUAGCACCGCCACUGUACAGAGGUACGUUGGCUGGAAUGUAUAACACAUUCUACUACAUGGGAUCAAUACUCGCCACUUCAGCGGUCUACGGCACCCAUAAGCAUCUCUCACAUAAGGGCGAUAUUGAUUGGCGACUCCCACUGUGGCUCCAGUGUGUUUGUCCUGCUCUAGUGAGCAUAGUAAUUCUUUGGUUCCCGGAAUCACCGCGCUGGCUUAUCGGUAUGGAUCGUCAAGAAGAAGCAAGAGCUUUUCUCGUGAAAUAUCAUGCCAAUGGGGAUCCGGACCAUCCCUUGGUUGCACUCGAGAUGGCCGAAAUGAUCGAGUCACUUCAAAAGGAGCCAGUGACUGGCUGGAGAAACUUCUUUGAUCUUAGCGUUAUGGUGAAAACUCGAUCCAGACGAUACCGAACCAUGCUCAAUAUGACAUUUGCAUGGUUUGGGCAAUUCUCUGGUAAUAAUGUCGUAUCAUACUAUCUUCCUUACCUAUUAGCCAACGUUGGCAUCGCCUCUGCUGAUACCAAGCUCCUUCUCAACAUCAUCUAUGCCAUUGUGGGAUACAUCUUCGCGUCUGCCGGUGCACGCAUGCAUGACGUGAUCGGCCGAAGGAAGAUGCUUCUAGGAGCAACGGCUGGCAUGAUAGUAUGUCUAUCGAUAACUGCCGGAACCGCAGCUGGCUAUGUGAACACUGGCAGUGUGACGUCUUCGAAUGCAUCCAUUGCCUUCAUCUUCAUAUUCGGUGCCAUCUUCGCUUUUGCAUAUACCAGUAUGCAGCCGAUCUACCCUGCCGAGGUCAUGUCAAACGACAUGCGUGCGAAGGGCAUGGGUACUUAUAAGAUCACUGGUGGCUGCGCUGGGUUCAUUAACACAUUUGCUGCGCCGAUUGCUCUCACAAACAUCGGAUAUUGGUUCUACGUCUUCUUUGUCUUUUGGGACUGCUUCGAGUUUGCGUUCAUGUACUUUUUCUUUGUCGAGACGAAGGGUUUGACGCUGGAAGAGAUGGAUGAUAUCUUUGAAGCUAAGAAUCCCCGAAAGGCUAGCACAAAUGUC
This is a messenger RNA of Aaosphaeria arxii CBS 175.79, 1742 nucleotides long. Its product is annotated as sugar transporter. Gene Ontology annotation, cellular component: membrane. The annotation marks the transcript as partial. Gene Ontology annotation, biological process: carbohydrate transport; lipid metabolic process; transmembrane transport. The transcript is spliced from 6 exons. Gene Ontology annotation, molecular function: oxidoreductase activity, acting on the CH-CH group of donors; carbohydrate:proton symporter activity. Lineage: Eukaryota; Fungi; Ascomycota; Dothideomycetes; Pleosporales. The record is from RefSeq and is a predicted model, not a curated record.